This is a messenger RNA of Seminavis robusta, 2810 nucleotides long. The record is from the annotation of a GenBank genome assembly. NCBI's taxonomy places the organism in Eukaryota, Bacillariophyta, Bacillariophyceae, Naviculales, Naviculaceae.
UAUCCAACGCCGUGGCCGGCGAUAGUUUCGAUUCACCGUACCGUUAUCAUUCACUUCCCUAGCCAGCCAAACCUCUCACAACUCAGUUAGCUCACGAUCACGGAUUUGACCUCCAAAGCAAAAUCGAAGAAUCGCUUGUUCACAAUCUCCCAGCUAUCAGCCUGAGAGAUAGAACGCAUCGAUUGCAACUUGAAAGCAUGGAUCCUAAGCUAUCGAAAGUCCUGAACGAAUUGCGCAUCCCGGAGGGAGAGCACAGCAAACUGGUCCUCGCUGGCAUUACCAACUACGAGACCUUGAAAGCAAAGCAGUAUCAAUUGGAUCGACAGCAACUUGCCCUAGUGGAUUCUGCAGCUCAAAACAUUGUUGCUGCCGCUCUCGUUUACUUGGACACCCUCGAGUGCGAUGGAAACCCCUUAACUCUCUUCAAGAAGACAGAUUGGAUACGUUUUGCGGUAACUGUCGGAGCAGAGUUGUCCGAAGCCGAGGGUCCAAGUCACACCAGAGGCGGCGGAGGGGACAGCGGCUCUGGAGCUCGUGCCCUUGGAAUCGUUUUGGAUUCAGACAAGCCAGCCGAGACCAAGGACACAGCUGGAGAUGUCGUUAUGGGCGACGCCAUGGAAGUUGACGAGGCCCUUGCUGAUGAGGCCCGCCAGGCAAACAUUGGUAGCGUGCGAGUUGCCCGCGGUCCCCGUGAAAAAGGCGACGUGCUGCUGGAAGAUGACGAGGACGGCAAGAACGAUGAUGAAGAUGCCGGAGAAGACGCUGGAGCGAUGGGCAAGUUCGACCUCAUGGACCAAGGUUUCAACCCAAAAGAAGCUUCCUUGUUUGAUAUCGCCCCCGAGAAGGAGGCGUCCAAUGAAAAAGGCAGCCAACUUGACUUUGUUGACUUUGGAGGCCGCCGUUUCCACAAAGGAAAAUGCUACUACUACAAAGACCCGGACAGCGAGGAAGGCAUCAAGAACAUCGUGGGGAUCAAAUCAUUCCGAACUGUCAAGGAAGCCAACUGUGUUGGGAUCGUGCACACCUCCAAGACCUUUCUUGGUCAAGAAGAAAGCGGCGAUUUUGCCAAGAAAUUUGCCCAAGCAGUAAGCAAGCACUACUCCACCGAAUUUGUUCAAGUGCGUGGGACCAAGCGGGUCCCUUUGUCUGAGUUGGUUCAGGUAUGCCUGGAACCAAGUGACAUUCCCCGGCUCAUCUAUGAGCCGCGCACAAAUGGCAAUACUCAGUCGUUGGGAUAUGUCCGCGACAAUGAUGGUCGAAACCUUGUUCGCGUUCCUCGGAAGCAGAUUCGACUCGUUGAAGGAUUCUCAGGCGCUGGAGGGAUGCACCUUGGAUAUGAGGCUGAGGGAUACGCAACAGCCAUGGCGAUUGAAUACAAUCCAGUUGCAGUCAAGACUUUCCGUCACAACAACCCUGGAGUCGCAGUCUACAAUGGCGACAUUCGCGAGUUUAUUCGCAAGGUGCGAGAGGAGCCUGAGUAUCGUCGAAAGGAACUCCGUGAGAAGGAGCUGGGUCCAAUCGAUGUCAUUCACACAUCAAGUCCAUGCCAGGGCUUUUCUCGCGCCAAUCGCUAUGGUGGGGUGAACGAUGAUGCGAACAACAAACUCUCCUUCACCUACCCUGAGCUCUUGGAGCUUCUCGACGCCAAGGUUGGAGUCUUUGAGAAUGUGGAGGGCAUGUGGUCUGUCAAGGGAAUGCCGUAUCUCCGAGAAAUCCUCAUUCGUUGCAUUGAUCUCGGGUAUCAAGUUCGUUUCAAGAUUCUUCGCUCGUGUGACUAUGGGGAUCCUCAGAAGCGGCCUCGGUUGAUUAUCAUUGCUGCCAAGAACUACGUCCAAAUGCCGGACCAUCCAUCGCCGACACACGGGCCACGUAAAAAGCCCUAUGUAUACCCCAAGGAUGUGAUGGAAUACCUUCGUACUCCUGCUGGAAAGCAGUACCCCAACUCGGCCUUGACGUCUAGUCGUACGGAAGUGUCUCCCGAGUGUGAACGUCUUCAAGAGAAGCGUUUUGCACCUGCCAUGAAGGCGUCUGGUUGUGCCGUGCUUCACUAUGAAGAAAAGCGUUGCAUCACUGUUCGAGAAGCAGCGGCCUUGCAAUCCUUUCCAUAUGACUACGAGUUUUUGGGUUCUGCGACGGACCAGCAACGUCAGGUGGGCAAUGCUGUUCCUGUAGAGUUGUCACGAGCCAUUGCUCGAUCGGUUCGCGAGAGUCUUCGAUUGCAGUACGUGGAAGAGUUUGAGACGAAUUCUUCCUCUACCAGUACUGCCACCGUUCCCGAGGAUACUGCCAUGGAAGAAGAGCAAGGCAAGGGAGAAGAAAAGGUUGCUGAACACAACCAAGCAGAGCCCAUUCUAGAAGAGUCCAAGGAGGAAAGCCUUGGAGAUGCCGCUGAUGAUACUCGUGGUACAAGUAGCGCCGAGAUGGCUCCGUUGGAAGAAGAGUCGGAUGCAGCUGCUGUGGGGCGCCAACACCCAGCAGACCCUUUUAUGGUUCGCAACAUUGGAGAAUGCAAGGAAGAGUGUUUUGACGAUGUUGAAGACAAUAUGGAGGAUGAUUCGGCUGUGGAAACCAAUGGCAUCCAAGAAGGCAAGACGGCUUGUGUUUGAGCGGAGCGACUUGGUGGAUCAAAAGGAUGUUGUUGGCGAUUGUCUGUAUGGUACCACCGUAGCAAAGCAACAACAACUCGCCUCCAAUCUGAGACUAUUGCACCAAUAUUGUCAUGCCAGUCCAAUGAUAACUUGAGUACUAGUAUAGCAGAACGAUACUAUUCCCAUAGCUGGUUCUUGGUUCCUUGGAAUGCGCCCUCUCCU